UCGCAAGCAGAUGGACUCGAAGACAUAAAAAUCACAAGCGGCCGAAACCAUACAUGAGCUAAUGACCAUGAGAUUGAGUAUGGACAGGAGUAGGAGGGCAGCUAGCAAUUUGCAGGCUGUGGAGAGGCCACGUCAGCGCGCGCCUCGUGAGGCUGUCUCGGCUUCCUCAGCAGCAGGCAGCAGCUCCCAUCUUCUCCGCUCCUGCCGCGGCAACGUGCGGCCAUCCAAAAGAUGCGGCCGCCGCCGAAGCCCGCCAGCGGCGGCGGGGCGACCCAGCUGGCCAGCAGGCCAACUAGCAAUAGGCCCGGCGGCGGCGUCCUGAGGCUGCGGCUGCGGCUGCUGCAGGCGCCGGCGGUGGUCGCGCUGGCGGCGGCGCUGGCGGUGUCGUCCGCCGCUACUCCUCCUCCCGCGCCGGCGCCGGCGCCGCUGUGCAACCUCCCGCCGACGCUGUCGGGCUCGGACGGCGGCGGGCGGCAGGGCGAGGCGAACCGGAUCCGGCACCCCAAGUCGGAGCGCGCGGCGCGCUGCACGUCCAAGUGCGUCAGCACCUGCGUCCUCGGCGGCUACGGCGCGCCGGGCGUCGCCGGCCCCUUCAACAUCCGGAGGCCCCUGGUGGUGUUCAAGGACACCUUCCGAAGCCGGCAGUACUGCUUGGUGGAGUGCUCGGACAUCUGCAAUCUACUCAAGGACGGCGAAGAUGACCAGUGAUCGAGAAGGGGUACAGUGAGUGGACACAACGCACAAUGCAAGAAGACGUACACGGCAUCGCCGCCUUGACGACAUGCCAUGCGAGCUAUAGGCGGCAUGGAGGAACGUGUUUGCUCUAGCGCUACACACAAUUAGGAAGAAACCGAGUGGCGGCAAAAGAGUCCUGUGUGCUUUGCGUCAUGGAGGAACAUACGUACUAUACGUAUUUGCUCUCUCUCGCCGUAUGUGUAUAGUCUGUCAUGUAGAGAAGCUGAAUCUAGUGAGCUGCUUUCGACAUUUUAGCGUUGUACGUGACCUCUAAAUUUAUAUAACACACACACAAAGCUCAAUUUCCAAA
Molecule: messenger RNA, 1045 nt
Organism: Zea mays
Lineage: Eukaryota; Viridiplantae; Streptophyta; Magnoliopsida; Poales; Poaceae
Exons: 3
Coding region: 232-708 (158 amino acids)
Source: RefSeq, a predicted model, not a curated record